Molecule: messenger RNA, 885 nt
Organism: Thermothelomyces thermophilus ATCC 42464
Lineage: Eukaryota; Fungi; Ascomycota; Sordariomycetes; Sordariales; Chaetomiaceae
Exons: 3
Coding region: 119-520 (133 amino acids)
Source: RefSeq, a predicted model, not a curated record
CAUCCCAGCGCUCGUUUCGAUCGGCAGUUCAAAAGAGUAGUAGUGUACUCACGUGCGAAGAGGAACCUCGAUAUCAAGACUCGGGUGUGCUAUAUAAACUCGUCUUUUGGAAACCAUCAUGCUGUUCAGCGCAACCAUCGCCGGAUUCCUUCUCGCCUUUCUCGCGCAGGGCUCCCCCGUGCCCACCGAGCACAACAAGAUUGGCGGUGUCCUGAUCUGCAACGACCCCAAUGGCCAAGGGCACUGCGAAUACGCCGUCUACGAGCUCGAGAAGUGUUACAACCUGCCACCAGCGCUAGUGAACAACGCCGCCACCUUCGCGCCCGACGAUGCGCCUUUCUACUGCUAUCCCUACCUCACGGCAUGCGGCGGCGUCUGCAAGUCGCCCACGGGCUGCACCAUGGGAGCGGUCUCGUCCGACUACGAGCACAAGUUCAACCUGACCGAAGUCGGGUGGAACAAGUACAUCACGUCGUUCGACUGCCACCUGAACAAGACUGGCGAUGCGACUUCGCAAUGAUGGGGAGGGUGAUUUGGAGGAUGUGAGGAUGUAGUUUAAGGGGGGGGGGGCCGCUGGGGUCUUCUCUUUAAUUUUUCUCCGAAUCCCCGUCUGGUCGUUUCGGUCAGUUGGUCGGUUAGUCAGUCGGCCGGUCGGCAUUGGUAUUGGCAUCGGUGUUCGGCGUUUGGUCUGUGACGGCAUUGCAGUGUGGGCCUGGUCUCCUCGUCCCCUUCUACCCCGCCAUCGGCAGUCGAUUAGAGCAGGAGCAGCAGCAGCAGCAGCAGCAGCGGGGUAGCUGUGUUGAAUCCUAGCCGAGACCUUAACUUUCUCUUUCUUUAUAGACAAGACCGCAGCAAAUCGGGAGUUAUAAUACUUUUACCCAGGUC